Molecule: messenger RNA, 4808 nt
Organism: Haliaeetus leucocephalus (bald eagle)
Lineage: Eukaryota; Metazoa; Chordata; Aves; Accipitriformes; Accipitridae
Gene: PNPLA7
Product: patatin-like phospholipase domain containing 7
Exons: 36
Coding region: 165-4142 (1325 amino acids)
Biological process (GO): lipid metabolic process
Cellular component (GO): endoplasmic reticulum
Molecular function (GO): phosphatidylcholine lysophospholipase A1 activity
Source: RefSeq, a predicted model, not a curated record
AGGAGGGAAGCGGAGCCGGGCAGGGACCGAGGGCUCGGCCUGCUGGGGUGGCGGCAAAGGAGGGGUGACCCGGGGCCGGCCCGGGGUCUGUCCUGACCCGCUGACAGGGCUGCGGCCGCCCCUUGUUUCUGUACGGCUUUUCCCCCCGAAAAGAAGGCGUCGACAUGGAUGAAGAAGGCAACACCACCAGCCUUGAGGCUGUGCUACCAGCAGGUGGAACACGAAUUCUUCAGUUUGUAGAAGACAGAAUACAGACUACUAUGCUGACUGGAAUUGCAAUUGGAGCUGCAGUUGCAUUACUACUUAUAGCAAUUGUUGUGUUUGUUGUUUACAGAAGAGUGAAACAAUCUAAACAACUUCAGCCACAUGUGCCUCAGUACAGAUUUCGCAAGAGAGACAAAGUGAUGUUCUAUGGGCGAAAGAUCAUGAGAAAGGUUACAACUCUUCCAAACUCUCUGGUUGGGAACACUGUGCCUCGCCAAAGGAUGCGGAAGCGGGCAAAAGUUUUAUCUUUGGCUAAAAGGAUUCUGCGUAUUAAGAAGGAAUGUCCAACUCUGCAGCCGAAAGAACCACCUCCCUCUUUGCUAGAGGCAGAUCUAACUGAAUUUGAUGUAAAGAAUUCCCAUUUGCCAUCGGAAGUCCUAUACGUGCUUAAAAAUGUUAGGGUCCUUGGCCACUUUGAGAAACCUCUUUUCCUGGAACUGUGCAAGCACAUGGUUUUUGUGCAAUUGCAUGAAGGUGAAUACAUCUUUCGUCCUGGGCAGCUGGAUAACAGCAUCUACGUUGUACAGGAUGGCAAGCUGGAAGUUUGCAUUCAAGAAAGUGAUGGAACAGAAGUGGUUGUUAAGGAGGUGCUGGCAGGAGACAGCGUCCACAGCCUUCUCAGCAUUCUUGAUGUUAUCACGGGUCACCCUGCUCCAUAUAAAACAGUUUCAGCCCGAGCAGCCAUUCCAUCCACUAUAUUGCGACUUCCAGCAAGUGCCUUUCAAGAUGUCUUCCAGAAAUAUCCUGAAACUCUUGUUAGAGUGGUACAGAUCAUCAUGGUAAGGCUGCAGAGAGUAACAUUCCUCGCUUUGCACAACUACCUUGGUCUGACUACUGAGCUCUUCAAUUGUCAGAGCCAAGCCAUCCCGCUCAUCUCUGUGACAAGUGUAACAUCUGGAGGAAGUUCAAGCAAAGCAGUAAAAAGACAAGUGUCUAAUGUGUCAGAGGAAGAUCGUGGAGAAAAGUUCGAAAAAGCUGCGGAAGCACUGGAAAUAGAUACGUUGAAGCUUUCUGGUACAGAAAACUCUGAGCAUGUUUUCAGGAGAAGCCUUUCUUCACCUCCCUACGCAGGGUCUGCAGAGACUUCUAAUAAUUCCAGCAGUGGAAAGUCAGACAUGGACAUGGCGUAUGAAAGAGCCAGAGUGCACUUUGGCUCGGAGGACACUGCCAGCAGUCCUGUUGUGGGCAAGUCGAUAUUGAAGAAGACUGUGACGGUGACAGAAACUCCUUCAGCAGUUUUCCAUUAUAGUGCUGUUCAAGAUUCCUGUAAUAGCAAACAUAUUGAUGCCAUCGUCGAAGCAGCAAAGAAAGACCUUUCAACCUUGAUGAAACUUGAUGAUCCUUCGUUGUUGAAUGGCAAAGUGACACUGCAUCAGGUUACUGCUGGGACUGUGCUGUCAAGGCAAGGAGAUCAGGAUGUUAAUGUUUGCUUUGUGGUCUCGGGGAUGCUUCACGUGUACCAACGGAAGAUAGACUCAGAGGAGGACACUUGUCUGUUCAUUACCCAUCCAGGAGAACUCGUAGGUCAGCUUGCUGUCCUGACUGGGGAACCACUGAUUUUCACCAUCAAGGCCAAUCGAGACUGCAGCUUCCUGUCUAUUUCCAAGUCUCAUUUCUAUGAGAUAAUGCGGGAGCAGCCAAGCGUAGUUCUUGGUGUGGCCCACACUGUUGUGAAGAGAAUGUCCCCGUUUGUUAGGCAAAUUGACUUUGCCCUGGAUUGGAUGGAGGUUGAGGCUGGACGAGCUGUUUACAGGCAGGGUAACAAGUCUGACUGCACAUACAUUGUGUUGAAUGGUCGACUUCGCUCAGUUAUACGAAUGGAUGAUGGAAAAAAGCACCUGACUGGUGAAUAUGGCCGAGGAGACUUAAUCGGAGUGGUAGAGGCAUUAACCCGUCAACCUAGAGCCACAACAGUACAUGCAGUCAGAGAUUCAGAACUUGCCAAACUCCCAGAAGGAGCAUUGACAUCUAUCAAACGCAAAUUCCCCCAGGUUGUGACUAGACUUAUUCACUUGCUGGGUGAGAAGAUUCUUGGCAGUCUUCAGCAGGGAGGUCAUCCUCUUGGAUUACACAGCUCGAGUAGCAAGUGGGAUGCCGGAAAUCCUGCCAGCAAUCUCUCCACAGUAGCAAUUAUGCCAGUGUCUGAAGAGGUGCCACUUACGGCUUUUACUCUGGAGCUCAAGCAUGCUCUCAGUGCUGUGGGUCCUGCGUUGCUGCUCACCAGUGAUAACAUCAAACAGCGACUUGGUUCUGCUGCACUGGAUAGCAUCCAUGAAUACCGACUAACUAGCUGGCUGGGACAGCAGGAGGAUAUUCACCGUAUUGUGCUCUACCAGGCAGACAGCACCCUUACUCCCUGGACUCAACGCUGCAUCCGGCAGGCUGACUGCAUCUUAAUCGUUGGACUGGGGGACCAGGAGCCUACUGUUGGAGAGCUGGAGAGGAUGCUGGAGAACACUGCGGUCCGAGCUCAGAAGCAACUCGUCCUACUCCAUAAGGAAGAUGGGCCUCUCCCUUCCCGAACUGUGGAAUGGCUCAACAUGCGGAGCUGGUGUUCUGCUCAUCUUCAUCUCCACUGUCCACGCAGAGUCUUUUCCAAAAGAAGCCUGCCCAAGCUGAUAGAGAUGUAUGAACGCGUAUUCCAGAAACCACCAGACCGUCACUCUGACUUUUCUCGCCUGGCUCGUGUUCUGACUGGAAAUGCCAUUGCACUGGUGCUUGGAGGCGGAGGAGCAAGGGGAUGCUCCCAAGUGGGAGUUAUCAGAGCACUGAUUGAAGCUGGCAUCCCUGUAGAUAUGAUCGGAGGAACAUCUAUUGGUGCUUUUAUGAGUGCCUUGUAUGCCGAAGAACGCAGCUACAAUCAGAUGAGGAUUAAAGCUAGGCAGUGGGCCAUGGUUAUGAACUCAGUGUUUAAGACUAUUCUAGACUUGACAUAUCCAAUAACAUCUAUGUUUUCUGGAGCGGCUUUUAACAACAGCAUCAACAACAUCUUCAAAGAUAAGCAGAUAGAGGAUCUGUGGAUUCCUUACUUCACUAUCACAACCGACAUCACUGCCUCUGCAAUGAGGGUCCACACGGAUGGCUCUCUGUGGAGAUAUGUCCGUGCCAGCAUGUCUCUCUCUGGGUAUAUGCCUCCUCUCUGUGACCCGAAGGAUGGGCAUCUCUUGAUGGAUGGAGGCUAUAUCAACAACCUUCCAGCUGAUGUUGCGAGGUCCAUGGGUGCAAAGGUGGUGAUUGCGAUCGAUGUGGGGAGCCGGGAUGAGACAGACCUCACCAACUACGGCGACUGCUUGUCUGGCUGGUGGCUGCUCUGGAAGAGGUGGAAUCCACUGGCCGAGAAAGUCAAGGUGCUGAAUAUGGCAGAGAUCCAGACGCGGCUUGCAUAUGUGUGCUGUGUGCGGCAGCUGGAGAUGGUGAAGAACAGCGAUUACUGCGAGUAUAUCCGGCCACCCAUUGACCGAUACGGUACCCUGGACUUUGGGAAAUUUGAUGAAAUCUGUGAAGUGGGAUAUCAGCACGGGAAAACAGUAUUUAAUGUCUGGUGCAGGAGUGGGGUCCUUGACAAGAUGCUAAGAGACAGGCAAGAGACCUGCAAAUCCAAAACUGAUAACGUAACCUGUCCCACCACCUCUUUUACGGACCUGGCAGAAAUCGUGUCAAGGAUCGAGCCUGUGAAAGCACCUGUGGCAGACGAUGAGUCAGACUACCAGACUGAAUACGAGGAAGAAAUUCUGGACAACCAGAAGGAUGAUUAUAUCAAUUUCGUAAGCAACCAGGUUGAAGAAGACUCUGACUCGGAUGAAGAUAUGCAGAUAAGAAAGCGCAGGAAUCUCCCCAGUGUGGACAGCCAGGCAAGCAGCACAGGAGAGCCAGGCUAGCACUCAGAGUCUGACCUUGCUGGCUGAGAGCUACAUCCCAUUCAUACUGACAGCAGCCAUAUUUAUUUAUUAAAUAUUUAAAAAAAACAAAACAACGUCUAGUUGAAAUUAAGUAAGCUUUCAUCCUUCUCUAGACAGGGUAUGGGGCAUUCAGCUGCCAGUGCUAAGCAAAAAUAUCUGCAUCACGCCCAAGUCCCUUUGGACCUCCCAUGAAGGGUGGCUGACAUGUGCCAUACUCCCUCAUACAGGUGCCAGUAGGAGUGGCCGGUUGUUAAUCUCUCUAAGACUGGCAGAGGGGAAACGUGCUGGGAACGUGCAGUUAAAUGCUGCCUUGAUUUUUGCUGCUGUAUGUUCUAGUCGCUGUUUUUACUGCGAAGGCCCAAAGGAUGAUGGGAUAUUAUCCUGCUGUGUGCUGAAAAGGCUCUGAGCAGCAGCACUGGAGAGAGGGAGGGUUUUGUGGGUCACAGCAGCGUUGCUUUCUUUUCAUAUGAAUCGGGUAACUGUGUAAUUAACUCCUCAGUGACUUUCAACCUCGUACUUGUGAGCAGUGCUCUGACAGGAGCAAGUCUGAAUGUAUUUCACUUGAAAUCUAAACCUAAGAAAUCAAUUAAUGUGAACACUAGCUAUAGAGCCUGUAUCCUCAAGCCAUCAGAGAACAUUUAUGGA